AUGGAAGGGUUGAAGGAGAUAGAGAGGCUGAAGGAGGAGCUGAGGUUGGUGAGGGAAGCUAAGGGAAGAUUGGAAGAGGAGAAUGAGAGGUUGAGGGCAGACUGUGAAGAGCUAAAGAGCGACUUAGAGGAAAUGAGAGUAAUGCUAAGGAGUGUUAAAGUGGAAAUGAAAGGAGGAGAAGAGAGAAUGGUUGAGAAAAUGGACGAAAAAUUCGGGAUAAUGAUGAAUGCAGUGCAAGAGAUGAUGCAGGAAAUGAUGAAGGAAUUCAUGGGAGAGGGAGCUGUAGGAGGUAGACCUACCGGGUCUUGUGACAGGCCAGGAGUGGUAAAGGAAGUGAAAGAGCGAGUGGAUGAGAGUAUGAGUAACGAAGGUGAUUUGGUUGUGAUAGGUAAGGGAAAGAAGGGGAAGACACUGGAUAAGGAUAAACCUGCGCACAAGGAUAAGAAGGGGGCUGAGGAAAAGAAAAAGCCUAAGGGAAAGAAGGUUGGUAAGGGUGAUGGACAGGAUGAGACUAGGACUGAAUACAUUGGGGAAAGGGCUGAGAGUGAUUCAGAUAGUGGUGAGUGGAAGCGGGUAGAUAGAAAGAAGAAGGGUAAGAGGGGCAUAAUCAGGAGUAUGGACGCGAGUGUGGAAGUUGACUCACUGUAUUCGGAAGAGGGAAAGAGGGGUCAGAAUGGAAGUAGCGAAAGUGAGAGUGAGAGGUAUGUGCCGCAUGAGAGUGUGAAAGCCAGGAUUGUAGAACAGGCAAAGAGGAUAAAGAGUAGCAUUAGAUAUAGGAAAAAGCAAGAUUAUGAAGAGGCAAGAAUGAAUGUUGGUGAGUCAUUGUCAAUGUAUGUCUAUAGGUUAGAAAAAUUAGCCAGGAAAAAGUUUGGGGACGAAGGGAUAAAUGAGUCUUAUUACUGUAACCUUGAAAAUUUACUGAAUGUCCAGAGGUAA
This is a messenger RNA of Macrobrachium nipponense, 936 nucleotides long. Its product is annotated as golgin subfamily A member 6-like protein 7. The coding region runs from base 1 to 936 and encodes 311 amino acids. Lineage: Eukaryota; Metazoa; Arthropoda; Malacostraca; Decapoda; Palaemonidae. The record is from RefSeq and is a predicted model, not a curated record. The transcript is spliced from 3 exons.